AUGUCGAGUGCAAUGAGGUCUAUCAUAUUUGAGAUCGAUGAUGGAACGAACAUAUCAAGAGGUCUCUUUGAGUUUACUCGCCGUAGAGGAGUGGGAAUAUGUGUUCUUGGUGGAUACGGAGUGGUAUCACAAGUCACACUUCGUCAAUCCGAUGAAAGAACUUUAAUCCUCAAUGGAAGGUUCACCAUUCUUUCGAUAUCUGGAACAAUUCUCCCUCCACCAACACCAGAGAGUGCAGAAAGCUUAACAGUUUAUGUAUCGGAUACUACAGGGCAGGUGAUAAGUGGGAUUGUGGUCCCCCCUCUUGUGGCUUCGGGUCUAGUUGUGUUAGCAGCUGCUUCCUUUUCAAAUGUUGCUUGA
Lathyrus oleraceus (garden pea) is the source of this 360-nucleotide messenger RNA. Its product is annotated as AT-hook motif nuclear-localized protein 22. Lineage: Eukaryota; Viridiplantae; Streptophyta; Magnoliopsida; Fabales; Fabaceae. The coding region runs from base 1 to 360 and encodes 119 amino acids. The transcript has a single exon. The record is from RefSeq and is a predicted model, not a curated record. Gene Ontology annotation, biological process: vegetative to reproductive phase transition of meristem. Gene Ontology annotation, molecular function: minor groove of adenine-thymine-rich DNA binding; DNA-binding transcription factor activity. Gene Ontology annotation, cellular component: nucleus.